GAGAUUCCCUUCUUUUAACUCUUGCUCUUUUUGUGUCUUAUUUCUAGUGGUUUGUUUGCCAGUCACUACACAGAAACACACUACCUGGAAGACGGCAGCGCGGUCACCGGCUCUCACAACCUCACGACGAACUGCUAUUACCACGGAAUGGUGCAGGGACACAUCUAUUCUGACGUCAGCCUCAGUACCUGCUCAGGUCUCAGUGGCUUCAUCUCACUAGAAAACAGAUCCUACGUUUUGGAGCCGUCAACGGAUCCCCCCAGUGGAUCCCACAGGAUCUACCGGUCAGAACAGCUCCACUUCACACCUGGCUCGUGUGGCCAUGGCUUCAACAUAUCGCUGGUUCAUGGAGACACCCAGAACAGCCACAACCAAUCAGACAGCCCCUUCGGAGCCUUCAGCACCAGGCAGAGGAGACAUACCCAGAGCACCAUCAAGUAUGUGGAGCUGAUCAUCGUAGCUGACAACAGAGAGGUAAGCACCAUAGGGUGACCUGGGGUGACCUUUCACCUUCCGCUGUCACAUCAACCCCAGAGACACACAUCAGACUCCCAUUCCAGUUCUAUUAUCGUUAGGUAUUUGGCCAUCUGACGCAUAGGUGGGGCUCUCCUCCACUAC
Oncorhynchus tshawytscha (Chinook salmon) is the source of this 618-nucleotide messenger RNA. Its product is annotated as disintegrin and metalloproteinase domain-containing protein 12. The coding region runs from base 148 to 492 and encodes 114 amino acids. NCBI's taxonomy places the organism in Eukaryota, Metazoa, Chordata, Actinopteri, Salmoniformes, Salmonidae. The record is from RefSeq and is a predicted model, not a curated record. The transcript has 4 exons.